UAUUUAGUUUCACACUCGACUUUCAACGGUGUUCUACGUGUCGCGCACGUCGUCGUGUGUUUUUUCAAAACAAGUUGUUGUGUUUUUACGGUUCCAAACAAAACAACAAACAAAAAGGCGCAAAUAUUCUUGUAAUGUAUUGUUAAUAUGAUGUGGAAAAUCAUUUAAAAUAUGAAUAUAAAAAGAAAAUAAUUAUCAAGUUCAUCAAAUAUUUGCUCCUUGAAGUCUUAAACUACAAAUUUAUCUAGACUCCAAUUUCAAAUAUGUAAAUCUUGUUGGCAUCGCAAAAAGGAAAAAAAAAACAGCCAAAGCUCUCUAUUUUCUUUACACCCUUUACAUCCAAUCCAAAGGAAUUCUGCUCACCUUUAGCCCCUAGUCCUGUGGCAAAAAUUGGCAAUAUCUACUACUCUAAUCCGGCCUGGCGUAACUAAUUAUGAGUGUAUCCAGUACUCUAACACUAAGUCGAGUUUCUUCAUUUGAAGAAAAUCAAUAUAAAUCUCACUGUGGUGGUGGUGGUGUAGGUUAUCAAAGUGGUCUCAACACCAACAGCCACCAUAAAAAUAAUCUCUCUGGCUCGGCGACAUUUUAUCAAUUUCCUGGAAUAGAAAGAUCGCCCUGUCAUCGUGACUACACUCUGAGUAAUAGCAAAACCGAACCCAUGCAUCUAAAGCUGGAUGAUGACCCAGCAUUAGAACGCCUGGAAUCGCCAACGCCAGCAAUAGCCAUUGCCGCCACACCUGCCACAAGUCUUCUAUUGCAUAAAAGCAACAGCUAUAAUGGCAUGUCGCUGAAACCCAAGUCCACCAUCAUAAAACAGGAUAGUUUUAAUGGACGCAUUAAUACCAGUCUAACCGACAGUGAUAGUGAAUACGGCAGUGCCAUACUUAUUGGCUGCAACAAUACAACACCCCUGGAGGGAAUGAUUCAUACUGCCGCCGCGUCUCUAUGUGCCAACGAAGAGGACUGUGACGAGCACGAUUCAUUUUUGAUUAGCAGCAAUGGCAUUGCCGAUGCCGCCGCAGCUGCAGCUGCCUCGACGAACUCCUCUUCUCCACCGCCAUUGUUAAGUGCAAAAAAUCGUCGUUCCACACACCGUGCAAAUAGUAAAACCCGCUCCUCAAUCUGCUAUCGCGCCAAUGCCUUUAUCUCCCGCAAUUGGUAUCUCAGCUAUUUGGUACCGCUUUCCAUACUCUUGGCCCUAAUGUUUGUGGCCUAUUUGACGCGGGACUAUGCGAAACGUCUGCUCUUUUGGAUUGAAACGCAAAAUCCUUGGGUAAUAUUUGCUGUAUUCAUGCUGCUGUUUGUUGUUGUUAGUUUUCCCAUUGUUGUUGGCUAUUUUGUACUGAUGAUAACGGCCGGUUACUUAUUCGGUUUGAUACGGGGCUUCCUAACUGUGAUAUUGGGUGCAAAUAUGGGUAUUGCCAUUGCUCAUCUAACCUUAAGGAGUCUAAAGCAUCGAUUGCCGGUGCAAAAAUUAAUAAAAAAUGAGACUGGACGCGCUAUACUGCGUGUAAUAUCUGGACCGAGAGCGUUUCGUGUUGUUCUAUUUACACGAUUAACGCCAAUACCAUUUGGUAUUCAAAAUGCUAUAUUUGGGGUUAGCACUAUUAACCCCAAAGUUUAUCAUACGGCAACAUUUCUGGGUCUGCUGCCAGCUCAAUUAAUCAACGUUUAUUUGGGUUCAACCCUUAGGUCAAUGCAUGAGGUACUAAAUAAUCAUGGGACAGCGAUAACUGGUUACAUUAGUUUUGGUGUUGAGGUUGUCUGUGGCAUAGCCUUGAUGUUUUGGGUGGUGCAAAAAGCGCGCAAAGAAUUGUCGGAAACUCUGCUCACCGAUAUUGGCAACGAUGGCAAACUAAUCGAUAUACAAGUGUAGCGCAAGCAAGACUGCUGCUAUAUUAGCAUAACUAUUAAUAUUAUUAAAAUUAUUGUUAUCUUUUAACAAAAAAAAACAGCAAAAAUUAAUUUAAAAAAAAAAUAUAUAUGUAAAAACAUUUUUAUGUAAAUCUAUAAAUUAUAACAUAUUUAUAAUAAUGAAAACAAAACUAAAACAUCACAUGUAUUUUUUUAAUGAAAAACAUUUGUUUUUGUUUAUAUUGUUUUCAAAUUGUUUUUUUGUUUAUUGGUUUUAAUUAAUUUUUCUUAUUUAAAUUAUACAAGCAUUUAUAUUUUAAAAUAUUAUUUUGUUUUUUCGCUAAAAACAAAAUAAUUGAAUAAAAAUCAAAUCUCAUAAUUAUGUAAAUAAUUUAGAAACCAUAAAUUAUGUUUUUUUAAAUAUAAAAUUUAUCUGUUUUGUACUAUUAAAUUUUUAUAGUUUUUUUUUAUAUUGUAUUAAGAUAAAUUGAUUUUAAUGUGAAACGUACACUGUUGCCAGAGGAUAUCGUGAUUCUUUAAAAGUCAAAGGAAAGUUUCUCAAAAAAAAUUAGAAAAUGGAUGAAAUCUUUAUUUGAUUUGAUAUUUAAUUAAUUUAAUGUUUGAAGAUUAUUCCAUGCAAAUGUUGACGGUGAUUGCGCCACAAAUGAUCCACCCGUUUUGUCUAAUUUUGGCAUUCGCUUUCCAACAUUUCGGCCGGUAUCUCACAAAGAAAACGCUUCAAUAUUGUCUUCCAAUGCGACUUCGUCUGUACGGGAUGAGAUAAAAAAAACUGCGCCAUAAUUUUUACAUUUUUUUUUUAAAUUUUAUUGAAUGAAAGCAAAAAAUGUCGGAAAUAGCAUCAAAUUUUUCAGUAAGCUUAGAUUCAUUCGAAUGGCCUUCAAACUGCCAAUGAAACCGUUAGACGCUGCCCGAAUGUUGCUCUGUGGUAAUUUCGUCCAUUUCCGGCGAAGCGCUUGCUUGAGUUGAUUAACACUUUGGUAUAUUUUAGUGCCAACCUUCCUUUUCAAAAUACUUCAGACACAAUAGUCCAACGGAUUGGUAUCCGGAGAUUUUGGUGGCCAUUGUGCUCUGGAAAUGAAGCGAGGAACCUCAUUUUGUAACCACUCUUGGGUGGCUCGUGCUGAGUGCGAUGGUGCUGAGUCCUGUUGGAAUGUCCAAGGUCUGCGGCCAAAAUGUUUGCGUGCACAAAGCUUUCAUACACCCUCCAGAAUAUUUUCGCGAUAAUAUUCGGGAUUUAUUCUGAUGCCACGGUCGAUUAAUACUAGCGGAGAGCGAUCAUCGUCUGUUAUGGCGGCCCACAUCAUCACCAUGGCUGGCGCUUGAGGUCUGGUGGCCAACCGAAGGUUCACAUUUUCAGCUGACCUCUUUGGCAAGUAAACACGAUCAUUUCUCAUCGGACAAAACCAAAUUCGGUAGUUCACCACUUUCGGCCAAGCGAAGCAAUUUCUGAUGUUGCUGUUUUCUUCCGUCCAUUUCCUUGAAGUCGGACUACGCUACCAGCGAUGGUACGAGUAACGAGCGAUGGCACGUCACAAUAGUCACAAUAGAUUUAUUCACAUUUUUUCAUCUCACCCUGUAGUCGGUAUUUUGAUGAUUUUAUCGAUAUUUUUGACCGGAAUUAUUUCAAAUUUCGCAUUUAAAGUUCGUAAUAGGUACUACAGCCUAUGACAAAAAAUCGCGCACACAGGUCAACGUCUUCGUAUAGCCCCAAUUUAAAGAUACCUCCCGAUAUUCGGUAUUUAAAUGAUUUUAGCGGUAUUAUUCAACAGAAUCGUUUCAAAUUUCGUAAUUGAAGUUCGUAGAGGGUACUACAGCCUCUGACAUACUGCAGCCGGUAUUUUGAUGAUUUGAGCGAAAUAAUUAACCGGAAUUGUUUCAAAUUUCGUAUUUAAAGUUCGUAAUGGGUACCACAAAGUAUGACAAAAAAGUGUGUGUGCAGGUUCUUGUCUUCGUAUAGCCCCCAUGUAACGAUACCUUCCUUUUUUCGGAACAUUUAAGCGACAUUAUUCACUGGAAUUGUUUCAAAUGUGGUAUUUGAAGUUCGUUAUGGAUACUACAGCCUAAGAAAGAAAACUGUCUGUGCAGGUCCACGUCUUCGUAUGGCCCAUAUAACGAUACCUCCCAAUAUUCGGAAUUUUAAUGAUUUUAACGACAUAUUUUACCAGAAUUGUUUAAUAUUUUAUAUUUUAAGUUCGUAAUGUAUACUGCAGCCGAAGACAAAAAAUUGUCUGUGCAGAUCCACGCCUUCGUAUAGCCCCCACAUAAUGGAACCUGUCAACAUUUGGUAUUUUGAUAUAUUAGCGAUAUUUUUUACCAGAAUUAUUUCAAAUUUCGUAAUUGAACUUCGUAAAGGAUACUGCAGCCUAUGACAAAAAAUUACUUAUGAAGGAACAGGUCUUCGUAUAGGCCUCUUGUAAGGUGGUAUUUAUCUACGAAUUUUUUUUUUUUUUAAUUUUCGAAAUGGUGGAGGGUAUUAAAGCUGCUUUUUUAGCAUUUCUCUAUAUUUCUUAUAGAAAUUGAAGCGGUUUAGUAAACUUUCCGAUUUCAGUGACCACUUCUCCAUACAACUUUUGUACCGUAAUCGAAAGGGAUUCGGAAUCAGAAUCGGAAAUUUUAAUAUAGAUUCCGACCGAAUUCGGAAUAAAAUCUUAGCUGGCAAGACAUGCCCAAUUUGUGUGUGCAAUUGUGUGCAAUAGUGCCUCUGACGAAACAUCUUUAUUUAUAAAUUAAUUAUUAUUUUAAUUAUUAAUUUUUCCUGUAUUAAAAAUUCAAAAAAGCAUUUUAGUAUUCUUCUCUUUUUUUAUUUGCUCGCCUUUCUUAAAACUGCACAUUUUUCGAAACCACUUAAAUCUUAUCCUGAGAAAACUGUACACCAAUCCCUAGCUGGAAAUGCCAAACCACUGUUUUUUUAUAAACCAAACACAAGCUGUGCCUCUUUUUCUGUAUAAAAAAAAAACUGUAACUCUAAAAAAAAAAAACAAAAACUACAAAACAAAAAACAACACUAAUCCUAAA
Molecule: messenger RNA, 4890 nt
Organism: Musca domestica (house fly)
Lineage: Eukaryota; Metazoa; Arthropoda; Insecta; Diptera; Muscidae
Exons: 5
Coding region: 434-1876 (480 amino acids)
Source: RefSeq, a predicted model, not a curated record